Otolemur garnettii (small-eared galago) is the source of this 2262-nucleotide messenger RNA. RefSeq names its product minichromosome maintenance complex component 3 (gene MCM3). The record is from RefSeq and is a predicted model, not a curated record. Gene Ontology annotation, molecular function: single-stranded DNA helicase activity; single-stranded DNA binding; ATP binding. Gene Ontology annotation, cellular component: nucleus; MCM complex. NCBI's taxonomy places the organism in Eukaryota, Metazoa, Chordata, Mammalia, Primates, Galagidae. Gene Ontology annotation, biological process: DNA strand elongation involved in DNA replication; mitotic DNA replication initiation; DNA replication. The transcript is spliced from 15 exons. Bases 1 to 2262 code for a protein of 753 amino acids.
AUGGGGCACACCUUCCAUGAGGCUGUGGAUGGCAUCUGCGCUCCCUCCAGCACCUUCUGGAAAACAAGCCUGACCCAGAAGAGGCGCUGUAAGAGAGCACAGAGGGAGAGGUUGAGGACUAAGCAUGGCUUCCUGGAAGACCAGGGAAUUUAUCAGAGCAAAGUUAGAGAGCUGAUAAGUGACAACCAAUACCGGCUGAUUGUCAACGUGAAUGACCUGCGCAAGAAAAAUGAGAAGAGAGCCAACCGCCUCCUGAAUAAUGCCUUUGAGGAACUGGUUGCCUUCCAGCGGGCCUUAAAGGAUUUUGUGGCCUCCAUUGAUGCUACCUAUGCCAAGCAAUAUGAGGAGUUCUACGUAGGAUUGGAGGGCAGUUUUGGUUCCAAGCAUGUCUCUCCUCGGACUCUUACCUCCUGCUUCCUUAGCUGUGUGGUCUGUGUGGAGGGCAUUGUCACUAAAUGCUCUCUAGUUCGUCCCAAAGUGGUCCGCAGUGUCCACUACUGUCCUGCUACCAAGAAGACCAUAGAGCGACGUUAUUCUGAUCUCACUAACCUGGUGGCCUUUCCAUCUAGCUCUGUCUAUCCAACUAAGGAUGAAGAGAACAAUCCCCUUGAGACAGAAUAUGGCCUUUCUGUCUAUAAGGAUCACCAGACCAUCACCAUCCAAGAGAUGCCAGAGAAGGCCCCAGCUGGGCAGCUUCCCCGCUCUGUGGAUGUCAUUCUGGAUGAUGACUUAGUAGAUAAAGUGAAGCCUGGUGACCGAGUCCAGGUGGUGGGAACCUACCGUUGUCUGCCUGGAAAAAAGGGAGGCUACACGUCAGGGACCUUCAGGACUGUCCUGAUUGCCUGUAAUGUGAAGCAGAUGAGCAAGGAUGCGCAGCCUUCCUUCUCUGCUGAGGAUAUAGCCAAGAUCAAGAAGUUCAGUAAAACCCGUUCCAAGGAUAUCUUUGAGCAGCUGGCCAGUUCAUUGGCACCUAGUAUCCAUGGGCAUGACUAUGUGAAGAAGGCAAUCCUCUGCUUGCUCUUGGGAGGGGUGGAACGAGAUCUAGAAAAUGGCAGCCACAUUCGUGGGGACAUAAAUAUUCUUCUAAUAGGAGACCCAUCGGUUGCCAAGUCUCAGCUUCUGCGGUACGUGCUUUGCACUGCACCCCGGGCUAUCCCCACGACUGGCCGGGGCUCCUCUGGAGUGGGUCUGACGGCUGCUGUCACCACAGACCAGGAAACAGGGGAGCGCCGUCUAGAAGCAGGGGCCAUGGUCCUGGCUGACCGAGGUGUGGUUUGCAUUGAUGAGUUUGACAAGAUGUCUGACAUGGACCGUACAGCCAUCCACGAAGUAAUGGAGCAGGGUCGCGUGACCAUCGCCAAGGCCGGCAUCCAUGCUCGGCUGAAUGCCCGCUGCAGUGUUUUGGCAGCUGCCAACCCCGUCUACGGCAGGUAUGAUCAGUACAAGACCCCGAUGGAGAACAUUGGGCUGCAGGACUCACUUCUGUCCCGAUUUGACUUGCUUUUCAUCAUGCUGGAUCAGAUGGAUCCUGAGCAGGAUCGGGAGAUCUCGGACCAUGUCCUUAGGAUGCACCGCUACAGAGCCCCCGGGGAGCAGGAUGGUGAUGCUAUGCCCUUGGGUAGUGCUGUGGAUAUUCUGGCCACAGAUGAUCCCAACAUUAACCAGGAGGACCAGCAGGAAACCCAGAUUUAUGAGAAACAUGACAACCUUCUGCAUGGGACCAAAAAGAAAAAGGAGAAGAUGGUGAGUGCAGUAUUCAUGAAGAAGUACAUCCAUGUGGCCAAAAUUAUCAAGCCCGCCCUGACACAGGAAUCAGCUGCCUACAUUGCUGAAGAGUAUUCACGCCUGCGCAGCCAGGACAGCAUGAGCUCGGACACUGCCAGGACAUCUCCAGUUACAGCCCGGACACUGGAAACUCUGAUCCGACUGGCCACAGCCCAUGCAAAGGCUCGCAUGAGCAAGACUGUGGACCUGCAGGAUGCAGAGGAAGCUGUGGAAUUGGUCCAAUAUGCUUACUUCAAGAAGGUUCUGGAGAAGGAGAAAAAACGUAAGAAGCGAAAUGAGGAUGAAUCAGAGACAGACGAUGAAGAGGAGAAGAGCCAGGAGGCCCAAGAGCAGAAGAGGAAGAGGAGGAAGACUCGCCAGUCAGAUGCCAAAGAUGGGGAUUCAUAUGACCCAUAUGACUUCAGUGACACAGAGGAGGAAAUGCCUCAAGGUGAGAGUCCCCCCACUGAUCAAAGAGGUUGUUUCUUUGACUCUUGA